GAGAGCGGCAGAGGGGCCCGCGGCCGCGGGGCAUAGGCCGCGUUAGAGCCCCGGGAGGGUCCGAGGCAGGAGCCUGCGCGGAGGGAAAGGGAGAGAGAUGGGGGGUGGCUGUGGGUUCGUUUAAAAUUGGAAGGGACGUGGAGAAGUCGUCCGUCUGUCGUAUGUUUAGAAGAGAGAAAGUUUCUACUGUGCGCUUUACUUCUGUGAUGUCCAGUCUCAUCUGUUGAUACUUCCUAUGUAACUCCAUGGUAAAACAUCUUCAGAGAGUUUAAGUUUGGUUAUUGCAUCAUCUGGAUCCAGAAGUCACUUUUUAAGAAAAUGUGGAUGGCUAAAAGUGUUUGCACUGCUCAAAUACUGUUGUUCCAGUUGAAAGAAGGCAGAUUGUGUAGUUGUAUUUUUCCAAAAACUAAGCAGUUUGGGAUUGGAAUUCUAAAUUUUUGCACCGUAAGAGCCCCACAAAAUGGAGAUAAAUUCCUGGUUUCCAGCAUAAAUGAUAAACCAACAGUAGGAGACACAAGGACGGCUACUAGUGCAGAGGAAAAUAAAACAGCUCCUGAAAAAAGUCCCAGGGCAGUUCAUGAUGGAAGCUGGCAUUCAUUAGAAGCAAAAAUGAGACACAUCAAUCUGUCGUUUGCAGCAUGUGGGUUUCUGGGUAUUUACCACUUGGGGGCAGCAGCUGCUUUUUGCAGGCAUGGUAAGAAGUUACUGAAAGUUGUGAAAGCUUUUGCGGGAGCUUCUGCGGGAUCACUGGCUGCCACUGUCUUAUUAACAGUACCAGAAAAUAUAGAGAAAUGUAAGCAGUUUGCCUAUGGAUUUGCGGAGGAAGUUAGAGAAUUGGACUUUGGUGCUGUAACACCUGGUUAUGACUUUAUGAAAACACUUAGGGAAGGCAUAGAGUCUAUUCUUCCUUCUAAUGCUCAUGAGAUAGCUGAGAACCGGCUCUAUGUGUCAGUCACUAACACCAAAAAUGGGAAAAAUCACUUGGUUUCAAGUUUUCCCACCAGGGAGGACCUCAUUAAGGUCCUGUUAGCAAGUAGUUUUGUACCACUAUAUGCAGGGAUUAAGCCAGUGGAGUAUAAAGGAGAGAAGUGGGCUGACGGGGGCCUUACCAAUGGUCUUCCUAUCUUGCCUGUUGGAAGAACUGUGACGAUUUCUCCUUUCAGUGGGCGAUUAGAUGUCUGUCCACAAGAUAAAGGACGUGUGGAUCUUUAUCUUAAAUUAGCAAAGCAAGAUAUAAUGCUCUCUCUGGCCAACCUAAUAAGACUUAAUCAAGCUUUAUUCCCACCAAACCAAGAGAAAAUGGAAUCACUGUACCAAAAUGGAUUUGAUGAUGCUGUACGUUUUUUACUGAAAGAAAACUGGUUUGAAUAAGAUGGUACAUAGAAAAUUAUUGAAAUCUGAUGGCUGUUAAAACACUGCUGUGGACAUCCUACACAGUCUAAAGGGUUGCUGUCCCUGUUCUGGUUUAUGGAAAUAAAAAUCCCAGUGGAAUUGUGUCAGCUUCUGCCAAGAAAGUAUCGGUUGCACUCUGAAGACCUAUAAACACGUCAGAAUGGGAAUUCCACUGUCCUGAUGGUUGUCUUGUUUUGAGGAGGUUCAAGUUUAGAUUCAUUUUGCUUGCAUUGAGGAAGUCAGUGUGGGAUUUAAGCUCAGGUUGUUGUAAUUGCAGGAAUUUGAAGGAGUCUUCUUCAGCAUUAUUUGAGACACAGAUGGAGGUUGGCACCAUGAGAAAUUAAAAUCUCUAUUGUUCAAUUAAUGUAAUAGUUAUGUGUGCUAAUUGACUUCUCAGAAGUAUUGCUGAUCUAAUACAUAUCUUGCAGUGUUCUAACAGACUUGAACACUUAGCACUAGUCACAAGAAAUAAAACAUUUGCACUCUUUUAUUCUAUGUAUAUUUUUAACAUGUUUGUUUUCAGUGGAUGUGGUCUUUAAAAUUUGAAGUACUAGUUGAAAUUUGAAACAGAAGUGUGGCAUUUGAAUAUAAAAAUAUAUUGUAAAGAAUGGUGUAAGAAAUUGUUAUAUUUAUUAUGUUCUC
Messenger RNA from Calypte anna (Anna's hummingbird), 2034 nucleotides. It is a transcript of the gene PNPLA4, whose product is annotated as patatin like phospholipase domain containing 4. Bases 319 to 1371 code for a protein of 350 amino acids. The record is from RefSeq and is a predicted model, not a curated record. Gene Ontology annotation, molecular function: triacylglycerol lipase activity; retinyl-palmitate esterase activity. Gene Ontology annotation, cellular component: membrane; lipid droplet; cytoplasm. Gene Ontology annotation, biological process: triglyceride catabolic process; lipid homeostasis. The transcript is spliced from 9 exons. NCBI's taxonomy places the organism in Eukaryota, Metazoa, Chordata, Aves, Apodiformes, Trochilidae.